AUGCUCGCCUCCUCAACACUGAGCCUGCUCCGUGGGCUAGAAUGCUUGCUGGCUGAUGCUCACCCUGAGGGAGAUGCUGCUUCUUCGGGUACUUAUGCUCCACCCUCAAGAGCCCUGGGGAGCAGUAGUCUGAGCAGCAACCCUGAAGAGAAAGUGACCACAGCUGAGGACGGGCUGUCAGAACUGGAGUCACCAGGGACAGCCCCUCCUGUACCUCCAGACACCCAGGCCCUGUCCACGCUGCCCCCAGAGCAGGUGGGCGCCAAGCAUACCUUGGCCACCAGGAGGAAGCCGCCUUCUCUCAAGCAGGUGAACACAGCCAGAAAGCAGCUGAGACCAAAGGUGACCCCCACAGCAGCUCUCCUGAGACCCAUGUCCCAGCCGGCAUCCACAGAGAAGCCCCAUUCCCCGGGGGACCCGGACCUGUUCCCCUCCACAGAGACACGCCGGCCUGCAUCAGAGACACCCCUCUGGCUGGACCGGAAGGAAGAUAGUAUCCCCACGACACCUACCCCACUGCAGAUAUCCCCAUUCACAUCGCAGUCCUACGUGGCCCACACGCUCCCCCACGGGGAUUCAUUGGGGCCGGAGGAAGGCCAGGAGGCCCCUCCAGAGGAGGCCAGUCCCAUGACGCUGGUGGACAAAGGAGGUGAGAAUGAGCUGACCGGCUCAGCCUCUGAGGAGAACCAGGAGACCACAACGUCCACCAUCAUCACCACGGUCAUCACCACAGAGCAGGCCCCAGCUCUCUGCAGCGUGAGCUUCUCAGACCCCGAGGGGUACAUCGACUCCAACGACUACCCACCGCUGCCCCUAAACAGCUUCCUGGAGUGCACGUACAACGUGACUGUCUACACUGGCUACGGGGUGGAGCUGCAGGUGAAAAGUGUGAACCUGUCCGAGGGGGAGCUGCUUUCCAUCCGGGGGGUGGAUGGCCCCACCCUGACUGUUCUGGCCAACCACACACUCCUGGUGGAGGGCCAGGUCAUCCGCAGUCCCACCAACACCAUCUCCAUCUACUUCCGGACCUUUCAGGAGGAUGGCCUCAGCACCUUCCAACUGCACUACCAAGCCUUCAUGCUGAGCUGUAAUUUUCCCCGACGACCUGACUAUGGGGAUGUGACCGUGAUGGACCUGCACUCAGGUGGUGUGGCUCACUUCCACUGCCACCCAGGCUAUGAGCUCCAGGGUGCCAAGAUGCUGACAUGCAUCAAUGCCUCCAAGCCCCACUGGAGCAGCCCAGAACCCAUCUGCUCAGCCCCCUGUGGAGGAGCAGUAUACAAUGCCACCAUCGGCCGCGUCCUCUCCCCAAGUUACCCUGGAAAGAGCAAUGGGAGCCAGUUGUGUGUGUGGAUCAUUGAAGCCCCAGAGGGCCAGAAACUGCAUCUGCACUUUGAGAGGCUGUCGCUGAACGAGAAGGACAGAAUGAUGAUCUACAGUGGACGAACCAACACAUCAGCUCUUCUCUAUAGCUCCCUUCAAACUGAGAGUGUCCCCUUUGAGGGCCUACUGAGUGACAGCAACACCAUCAGAAUCGAGUUCACGUCCGACCAGGCACGGAUGGCCUCAGCCUUCAACAUCCGAUUUGAGGCUUUUGAGAAAGGCCACUGCUACGAGCCCUACAUUCAGAAUGGGAACUUCACCACUUCCGACCCAACAUAUAACAUUGGGACCAUAGUGGAGUUCACCUGUGACCCUGGCCACUCUCUGGAGCAGGGGCCGGCCAUCAUCGAGUGCAUCAAUGUCCGGGACCCUUACUGGAAUGACACGGAGCCCCUGUGCAGAGCCAUGUGUGGUGGGGAACUUUCUGCUGUGGCCGGAGUAGUGCUGUCCCCAAACUGGCCAGAGCCCUAUGUGGAGGGUGAAGAUUGUGUCUGGAAGAUCCACGUCGGGGAGGAAAAACGGAUCUUCUUGGAUAUCCAACUCCUGAACCUGAGCAACAGCGACAUCCUGACGAUCUAUGAUGGUGAUGAGGCCAUGCCUCACAUCUUGGGCCAAUAUCUUGGGAACAGUGGCCCCCAGAAGUUGUACUCCUCCACACCAGACCUAACCAUCCAAUUCCAUUCGGACCCGGCUGGCCUCAUCUUUGGGAAGGGCCAGGGAUUUAUCAUGAACUACAUAGAGGUAUCAAGAAAUGACUCCUGCUCAGAUUUGCCUGAAAUCCAGAACGGCUGGAAAACCACUUCUCACACGGAGCUUGUGAGGGGAGCCAGAAUCACCUACCAGUGUGACCCCGGCUAUGACAUCGUGGGGAGUGACACCCUCACCUGCCAGUGGGACCUCAGCUGGAGCAGCGACCCCCCAUUUUGUGAGAAAAUUAUGUACUGUACCGACCCAGGAGAGGUGGCCCACUCGACCCGCUUGAUCUCAGACCCUGUGCUGCUGGUCGGCACCACCAUCCAAUACACCUGCAACCCUGGCUUUGUGCUCGAAGGAAGCUCACUUCUCACCUGCUACAGCCGCGAAACUGGCACCCCCAUCUGGACAUCUCGCUUGCCACACUGUGUCUCGGAGGAAUCACUGGCUUGUGACAACCCAGGGUUACCUGAAAACGGAUACCAAAUCCUGUACAAACGUCUCUACCUGCCAGGAGAGUCCCUCACCUUCAUGUGUUACGAAGGCUUCGAGCUCAUGGGUGAAGUCACCAUCCGGUGUAUCCUGGGACAGCCGUCCCACUGGAACGGACCCCUGCCCGUUUGCAAAGUUAAUCAAGACAGCUUUGAACAUGCAUUAGAAGCAGAAGCGGCAGCUGAGACGUCCCUGGAAGGUGGAAACAUGGCGUUGGCUAUUUUCAUUCCAGUCCUCAUCAUCUCCUUGCUGCUGGGAGGAGCCUACAUUUACAUCACCAGAUGUCGCUAUUACUCCAACCUGCGACUCCCUCUGAUGUAUGCACACCCCUACAGCCAGAUCACGGUGGAAACAGAGUUUGACAACCCCAUUUACGAGACGGGGGAAACCAGAGAGUAUGAAGUCUCCAUCUAA
Molecule: messenger RNA, 2982 nt
Organism: Chrysochloris asiatica (Cape golden mole)
Lineage: Eukaryota; Metazoa; Chordata; Mammalia; Afrosoricida; Chrysochloridae
Gene: SEZ6L
Product: seizure related 6 homolog (mouse)-like
Exons: 17
Coding region: 1-2982 (993 amino acids)
Biological process (GO): synapse maturation
Cellular component (GO): neuronal cell body; endoplasmic reticulum
Source: RefSeq, a predicted model, not a curated record